AUGGCCUCGAUAGUUGAUCUGCAGACUCUGCGCCGUGCUGCCCGGUCCUUCACCUUGCCAUGGGAAGUGCAAUGGCGCUUCUGGCUUGUCCGCUCACCAUGGCUAGUACCGAACUCAAUUCUCAAAAUCACGUCGCCAGAAGGACCGCAUCCGUUUAUAGUUUAUCUCCCAUCAUGGAACGGUCAACAUAAGAUACCACUUUAUGUGUUCCUCCCAUCAGAGGAGCAAGUUUUGAAGCAUGGCGACCGUGGCGUCCCCGUCCAUCUCGACUUCCACGGCGGCGGCUUUAUCAUGGGAUCAUGUCUGGAACAAGCACCCUUCUGUGCAAUGUUGACUCGGGAGAGGGGCUGCGUUACCAUCAGCGUCGACUAUCGCAAAGGACCCAUCGAUCAGUUCCCUGCAGCUAUCGAGGAUGCAGAGGACGCAUUGGCCGCUAUUUUGGAUGCUGACGCAAAGUCUGAAGGCUCGAGCACCUUGCGGAAACAGAUCGAACAGCAUUGGCGUGAAAAAUCCGAAGGAGGUGCUGCUCCACCGAUUACACUUGAUCCAGGCCGCAUCUCGAUAUCUGGAUUCUCUUCCGGCGGCAACCUAGCAUUAAACCUCGCACUAGACAUUCACACGCCUGAUAUCGACUGGCCAGGCUUGCUACCUCACGAUGGCCCGGCAAUACCUCUGCUACUUUUCUAUCCCUCGUUCGACAGCCGGCUCAUGCCACACGAACGCCCAAGAUCUGAAAACAUGCCUCCACCUAACCCGACGAGCUUUCUCGGAUCUAUCGGACCAGUGCUAUCGCCUACCUACCUUCCAAAGGAGAUGCGCGACCAUCCGCGCGCCUCUCCAGGUCUCGCAGACACAGCGGGACUGAAUUCAAGAGCAAGGGUCUUCCUGGUGCUGCCAGAGAUCGACACGCUAGCCAAUCAAAGCGAAGAAUGGAUACAUAAUAUGCAGAACGAAGGGCAUGAUGGUGUCCUAGAGGUUUAUAGAGCGAGAGGUAUGCGGCACGGCUGGACGCAGUUUCCAGAGACUUUUGUGGGAAAGGAGGCACUGGAAGAGAAAAGGAAGGUGUUCCAACGGACGGUGGAGUUCAUGAGUGAGGUUCAGGAUGGCGCGAAUCCGCAGAUUCCUGGAACAGGAGUGUUUAUCAAGUAG
This is a messenger RNA of Coniosporium apollinis CBS 100218, 1149 nucleotides long. RefSeq lists its product as uncharacterized. The transcript has a single exon. The coding region runs from base 1 to 1149 and encodes 382 amino acids. NCBI's taxonomy places the organism in Eukaryota, Fungi, Ascomycota, Dothideomycetes. The record is from RefSeq and is a predicted model, not a curated record. Gene Ontology annotation, molecular function: hydrolase activity.